Durusdinium trenchii is the source of this 1402-nucleotide messenger RNA. NCBI's taxonomy places the organism in Eukaryota, Dinophyceae, Suessiales, Symbiodiniaceae. The record is from the annotation of a GenBank genome assembly.
CAGCUUUUUGUUGCCCAGCUUGGAGCCUUACACCAUGAUUCUCUCCCCCGGAGUUUGGUUCGGCCAUGGUGCGGCCAUUCGCACAGCGCAGCCUGCGCAGCCGGUUGCACCUUUGCGCUGCGGCUCCACUUUGCCGACAAGGUGUCCAUGGCCUUUGCUUUGGAGCUUUGGGGUUGGCGGAGUGCUUGGCAGCCGGAGGAAUCAGGAGAGGUGCCGGCUUUGUCGACGAAGCCUACCUGCUGGAAAGGAAGUGGAGGUGGAUUUCAAGGGCCACCGUGUUCGCUGCGUGACAUGCGCCGGCAGUGUCUCAAAGCCAGACAUUGUGCUGGUGCAUGGAUUCGGCGGCUCAAUCGAGUAUUGGCGACGGUUGAUCCCAGCAUUGUCGGCAGAGGGCUACACUGUCCAUGCCUUUGACCUCUUGGGGCUGGGCCUAUCUGAGAAACCGUCCACAGAGUACAGCAUUGAACUCUGGGCUGAGCAGGUCACUGACUUUGUUUCGAAGUUGGAGAAGGAUGUGGUCUUGGUGGGUAACUCCUUUGGUAGCCUGAUUUCCUUGGUCUCCGCCACGCAGCGACGCCCCAAGGGGAUUGUCAUGCUGAAUUGCGCAGUGGGCAUGAACAACAAGAACAUGGUCAAGUCGCCCAAGAUGAAUGAUUUGCAAAGACUGGUCGCCACACUGAUUUUGGGCCUGGUGGAUCUGAUUUUUCGAUCGCCAAUCCUGGACAUGGCCUUUGAGUCUUUUGCAACAAAAGAGCAGGUCGCCGCUGUGCUCAAAAACUUAUAUCCUACGAACCCUUCUGCAGUGGAUGAUGAGCUGGCAGAAGGAUUUGUGAGACCUGCUGGAACACCUGGAGCACUUGAGGUCUUGCGUCAGAUCUACACCGGAGAUCCGGGCCCGACGCCCAUGGAGCUCUUUGCCAAGGGAUUUCCUAGCGAUCUCCCGCUGAAGGUGAUAUGGGGUGAUCAAGACAACUUGACGCCCAUCAAAGGACCUCAGAUGGGCUCGGGGCAGUGUUUUGGCAAUUGCAUACUGAGUAUGCUUAUUGCACUUCAACUUGCUGAACGAGCCGGCAUAGACAAACAUAACAUCACUAUAAACUGUAAACCUCCGCCAUUUGAGCAAUAUCAUCCAAGAUGCUUGCUUUGCACCAGAUCUAGACUCUUUCUUUGAUCCUUGCUAAGGGCACUUCAGCUGCCAGCAGGCAUGUUGGGUCGGCAGAUUGCAGUCAGGGGAAUAUUUUUUUCAACCCCUAGCGCGCAAGGAGACGUGGGCAGCUUUUUCACGGAGCUUGCCAAGGUGGGAAAAGAGUUGGGAGUGAUGCCGCAAGCUUUGUUGACCUCAUCGUUCAGCUAAGAAGGCUUCCAAGUGUGUGGUCGAGGGAUGGUGCUACCCUGUGUUUGC